This is a messenger RNA of Oxyura jamaicensis (ruddy duck), 497 nucleotides long. RefSeq names its product sodium/potassium-transporting ATPase subunit alpha-2-like. Gene Ontology annotation, biological process: proton transmembrane transport; sodium ion export across plasma membrane; potassium ion import across plasma membrane. Gene Ontology annotation, molecular function: P-type sodium:potassium-exchanging transporter activity. The transcript has 3 exons. Lineage: Eukaryota; Metazoa; Chordata; Aves; Anseriformes; Anatidae. The record is from RefSeq and is a predicted model, not a curated record. The annotation marks the transcript as partial.
GGUGGUGACCCUGCCACCCCGUUGUCCCCAGGCCGCCUGAUUUUCGACAACCUGAAGAAGUCCAUCGCCUACACGCUGACCAGCAACAUCCCCGAGAUCACGCCCUUCCUCCUCUUCAUCAUCGCCAACAUCCCGCUGCCGCUGGGCACCGUCACCAUCCUCUGCAUCGACCUGGGCACCGACAUGGUCCCCGCCAUCUCGCUGGCCUACGAGGCGGCCGAGAGCGACAUCAUGAAGCGGCAGCCCCGCAACCCGCGGACGGACAAGCUGGUGAACGAGCGGCUCAUCAGCAUGGCCUACGGGCAGAUCGGCAUGAUCCAGGCGCUGGGGGGGUUCUUCACCUACUUCGUGAUCCUGGCCGAGAACGGGUUCCUGCCCACACGCCUGGUGGGCAUCCGCCUGGCCUGGGACGACCGCUCCACCAACGACCUGGAGGACUCCUACGGCCAGGAGUGGGUGAGCGCACGCGCUUGUGCAAAGCCCCCCCCCCCCCGGGG